CACCUGGUCCCCCCCGCCUCCUGCAUUCUGAUUGGGUGGUCGGGCUACAUGGAAUAUUUAAAAGGCCCUCGCAGUAGAGUGAAGAACCCAGCGACUGAGCAUCCCACCACCUGAUCUCCUUUGCCGUCCACUGUGUGUCCUCAGCGCACCCAUGUGUAAGGGACUGUCCUCACUGCCCUCAUCAUGCUUGGAGAAGGCCAAAGGUGUGCGGAUGAAGUUCGGCCACCUGGCCGAGAAGCAGGAGCGCUUUCACAAACAGAAAGCUCAUGAGGAGAAGAUCCUCCGUGACUUGGAGACUCUGCUGAGCAGCAAGGUGGGUCUCGAGGCUUUCCGCUGGUUCCUGCGCUCCGAGUUCAGUGAGGAGAACCUCGAGUUCUGGUUAGCCUGCGAGGACUACAGGAGCACGGCCGAGAGCCAGCUGGGGGCCAAAGCUCAUGGCAUCUACAGCCAGUUCAUCAACUCGCAGGCUCCGCAGGAGGUCAAUCUGGACUCGGAGACACGGGAAGCAGUAACAAAUAUGCUCCGGGACCCCCGAGCUGACGCCUUCAACAAUGCCCAGCAGCAAAUCUACACCCUGAUGUCUAAGGACUCCUUCCCAAGGUUCCUACGCUCCUCCUAUUACCAGGAAGCAGUAAAGGCUCUGUAACAUCAGCACCAUCUGGUGGCACGGAGGACCAAAGGCAGCUCAAUUGGUUGUUGCACUCACCGCAAGUGCCCACUAGGGGCACCAUUCUAAAUGUAUUCCUGUGACAUGAGAUGUUGGUGUGCUUGUGUCUGGGCAGAGCAGCUCUGGCUUAUCUAUCUUAAUGUAUUAAGUAUGCAAAAGUGCAGAAUCCAGAGUCGCCAGUUGUCAGCGUAACAGUAACUACUGUGUCCGUGCUUGUGUGCUUUUUGGGUUUUUGCAUUGUACAAGAAAAUCUGAAUGUAAUUUGUUUUAGAACUUGAGACAUUACUUUUUGUGUUUGUCGGAAAAAUAAACUCAUUUACCGGCACAAAGUUUCAAGAUGUCUGAUGUUUCAGUAUGAUAACAUCACCCCUUGUAGAUGAUUACUACCCUAAUUGUUGUGCAGGCUGUGCCACAUUGGUUGCACAGCCACCUGCCAUCCAUCAGAGUGACAACUGGUGUUAAGAGGUGCAUGAAGGGCAUUCAACCAGCAAACAAUGGUUCAAGCCUUUGGAGCAGUAGUUGCUAACCCUUACCACAAAAACAACUA
Molecule: messenger RNA, 1214 nt
Organism: Scleropages formosus (Asian bonytongue)
Lineage: Eukaryota; Metazoa; Chordata; Actinopteri; Osteoglossiformes; Osteoglossidae
Product: regulator of G-protein signaling 5
Exons: 5
Coding region: 152-646 (164 amino acids)
Source: RefSeq, a predicted model, not a curated record